This is a messenger RNA of Ipomoea nil (Japanese morning glory), 1647 nucleotides long. RefSeq lists its product as uncharacterized. The coding region runs from base 295 to 1647 and encodes 450 amino acids. NCBI's taxonomy places the organism in Eukaryota, Viridiplantae, Streptophyta, Magnoliopsida, Solanales, Convolvulaceae. The transcript is spliced from 4 exons. The record is from RefSeq and is a predicted model, not a curated record.
UUGCUGAUGGGCAUUUUCAGGAGGAGGCCUGGUCACUCUCAUUACAAGUCUUGUUACAAUAUUCUGAUUCUUGCUUGGAGCCUUGGACUGUGCAUCAACUCGAUUUUACAAUGGUAGAGACACUCAAGCUAUUGUAAAUGAAAAGCAUUGUAAGCAAAAGUUACCAUUUCCAAAAAGACAGGAUCUGUGGCUCAGCUAAAAAAGACAGGAAAUGGUGGCAGUGGUUGAGAACUGGAGUAUGGAUUGCCAGCACAAGAUCAUUUAAGGUCUUGUCAACUAAGAACAUAUUUUGCCAUGGAUGCUGCCUAUCCUGAAGUUUCUGUUGAGUUGAUGAAUCUUUUCCAUGAAAUAGACAGAAAACUUUAUUCAACCCUUGUUUUUGAGCUUGAGCGUGAUCCUAAGGUAUCUGUGAAUAUAAUUGCCUUAUGGAUUUGGUUGGAAAAGAAUAAAAUAAAAAAUGCUGUGGAUAAAGUCCUGUCAUCACCCAUAAAAUUGAUCAAUGGACUUGCUGAUGAAGCUCUGUCUUGCCUUAGAUGCAUCACAGAUGACAUGUAUCUGUUCUCUUCUGAUGCAAGUGAGAUUACGCUCACUCAAAAUGUCUUGGCAAAGCAGUUGUCUCUAAAAUUCUUCCAUGAAAACCGGACCAGUGCAUUAUCUGGCAUCAGAAUGGUUGUGGAGACUGUUUGUGUCAAGGUAUUGGACGAUCUCAUCCAAAUGGCCAUCACGAGAAACGCUGAACGACAGUUGCUCAAAACUCAAAUGGUCAUGAUGCCACCGCCUGUUGCUGAGCCGAAGGAUGCCAUGAUACCAAGGUUUGGAGGACUCCAAGUCACAGGUGAGUCAUCUCGGUCAGUGGUGCCUCCCAUGGAUCCCAUGACAUCAAGGUUUGGGGGAUUUGAAGUCACGGGUGAGUCAUCUCAGUCAGUGGCGCCUCCUAUAGAUCCCAUGAUAGAAAAAAGGUUUGGAGGACUCAGAUUCGCUGGUGAGUCAUCUCAAUCGGUGGUACCUCCCAUUGAUCCCAUGGUACAAACGUUUGGAGGACUCAGAUUCGCAGGUGAAUCAUCUCAAUCGGUGGUGCCUCCCAUUGAUCCCUUGAUAAAAAGGUUUGGAGGACUCAGAUUCGCAGGUGAGUCAUCUCAGUCAGUGGUGCCUCCUAUAGAUCCCAUGAUACAAAAAAGGUUUGGAGGACUCAGAUUCGCAGGUGAAUCAUCUCAAUCGGUGGUGCCUCCCAUUGGUCCCUUGAUACAAAGGUUUGGAGGACUCCGAUUCGCAGGUGAGUCAUCUCAACCGGUGGUGCCUCCCAUUGAUCCCAAGAUACAAAGUUUCGGAGGGCUCACGCUCACAGGUGAGUCGUCUGGAUCAGCGAUGCCUCCUUUGCGCAUGGAGGAGCCAAAAGACAACAGGACAAUGUAUGCUACUUUUUCAAAUGGCUAUCCUGUUUCUGAUUGGGAGCUUUGGAUUUACUUCAACAGAAUGUAUGGCGACUGUGUGGAGUCCAUCUCUAUGCAGCAGGUGGUAGAGCCCAAUGAUCAGUCGAUGUUUGCCCUGAUUGUCUUCACCUCUCCAAGAAUCGUUCACUUGAUUCUUAGAGGCCUGGAGAAAGCAUUUUUCACAAUUCAAGGCAAGGAAGUAUGGAUUCGCAAGUGA